Alosa alosa (allis shad) is the source of this 4298-nucleotide messenger RNA. RefSeq names its product poly(ADP-ribose) glycohydrolase-like. Gene Ontology annotation, biological process: nucleotide-sugar metabolic process; regulation of DNA repair; ATP generation from poly-ADP-D-ribose. The record is from RefSeq and is a predicted model, not a curated record. Bases 333 to 2870 code for a protein of 845 amino acids. Gene Ontology annotation, molecular function: poly(ADP-ribose) glycohydrolase activity. Gene Ontology annotation, cellular component: nucleus; cytoplasm. The transcript has 19 exons. Lineage: Eukaryota; Metazoa; Chordata; Actinopteri; Clupeiformes; Clupeidae.
AAGCAACACAAAGCUUUGAGCAUUCAGUUAAUGUAAUUGCUGCAUGUUUUUUUAGCAAAAUAGAGCAUGGAGUGUACUUAGUAAAUGAUUUAUAUGAAUACGCAUUUGAGUAGCUGUACUUACAGGUUUAACCUUUGAAAAGACAACUGAAAGUUCCCAAGGUGUACCGACAAAAUGUCAGAGGAUGCUGAUUUCAAACAUUAGCUAUCUAGCAUGUCAGUUAGCUUGUGUGCAGUUCUGAAAACAACAAUAAACGUUUUGUUAAUUUGCUUUAGUUCUAUUUCUUAAUCGUACUGUCGAAAAUCAGUAACUUUCCCCGUUACCGUUAUCAUAUGGCUGCCGGUUUUAUGCCAGGUUUACUCGCCCGACUAUUGAGAAAACUUUAUUUUCAGCACUACCCGGCUCAUCAUCAAUACUUCAUCGCUUCAACACUACUCCUUACGAAUCUCACUUUCAUGACUACGCUGUCUGAUAUCGAGCCGGUUAGAAAAAAACUGAGGCUUGACACCUAUUCUCCUGAAAGUGUCAAACCAGCACUCCAGAACAAAUCCCCCACCGCCGUAAAAGAGGGCGCCCAAGACAAAGCUAUUUCAGCAACCAGGAAAGAAGGUGCCUUUACAAGUGUUGCUAUUAUGGACAGAGAUAGGAACAAUGAGGACAGCUCCAAGAUACAUGCAGAGACAGAGAAGCCAGUGAGGUCUAGUCCACCUGGUAAACUGGGUGUCAGGAAGCCUUUGUUGCCAGAGGCGUCCCAGGGACAACCCCGGAGCCAGGUGGCUCGAAGAGGGAAGAGUUUCCAGCAACAGCGGCACAGGAACUCCCUGGAAGGAUGGUUGGUGAAGAAGAGGCCCAACUUGUCCUCAGAGCCCCAGACCCAGUCUAGCGCCACAGAUCCCGAAGCCCAGGUGGACACUGACAUGAUGGGCCCAGAGAGUCCUGACGUGCCCCUCCUCCAGUCAACCACCCAUGAGGAGAGAGAGGAGUCCAACCAGACUCAGGCAAUCUCCCAGAACACCGGCGAGGCUGCUGUCAGAUCAGCCCAGCUGGAGGAGCUGGACCAGGCAGGGGUGGAUGCCAUGAUGGAGACCCAGAGCAGCACAGAGUCAGACAAGCUGGAGCUGAGCUCUGCUGGGCAGAAAGGCAGUCAUAAAUCAGGGCCCAAAAUCACAGACUACUUCUGCAAACCAUUAUCUGUGACCCCUUCUACUAGUGCUCAGUGCCUGCAGCGGAAUGUUCAGGGGGAUGGAGUCAGUGACAGUGGCAGCGAGGGACCCUCGGAGGAAGAUGAGGAUGGUGGUGAUGUUAGGGUCACUUGGCUGGGGACCCCCAUCUCUGAGUUGAGGAGGACCCCUGCCUGCAGCCCCCCACUACCUCCACUGAGGGCCUCCGACACGCACACGGUUGCCAUAAGGACAGAUCUCCUUAGGCUUGGUGAGGUGCCCGUGCCAUAUCCCACCAGGUUCAAAGAUGCCUGGGAUGACGUUAAUGUCAAGAUGCCAUGCUCAGAGAAGAACCUCUUUCCAGUUGAGGAUGGAGUUCAAAGCAGAUGGGCCCUGAUUGAGAAAACUCUCAGUCAGUCGUUCCGCAGCUCUCGUGAUGUGAAGGAUGCGAUACUGAAGUACAAUGCUGCUCAUGCCAAGAAAUGGGACUUCACUGCUCUCUACUCGUUUGUGAAGGGUCUGGAGUCGGAGGAGGCUGAGCAGCUGCUGGGGCGUCUCCUGCCUGACAUUGCCCGCUUGGCACUGAAUGCAGAACAGCUCAUCACACAGCCAGUGCCCCUCCUGAAGGCCGGACAGAGCCACUCCAUCACGCUGUCUCAGGAGCAGGUGGCCUGUCUCCUGGCCAACGCCUUCUUCUGCACUUUCCCCCGACGCAACUCCAGGAAGUCCGAGUACUUCAACUACCCUGACAUCAACUUCUGCAGGUUGUUUGAAGGCUCCUCACCCAGAAAAGUGGAGAAGCUGAAAACUCUCCUCUGGUAUUUCAAACAAGUCACUGAAAACAUGCCCACUGGACUAGUAACGUUCACUAGGCAGUGCCUCAACAGAUUUCCAGAUUGGGAAAGCUCGCAGCAGAGACUUACCCGGCUUCACAUCACCUGUGAGGGCACCAUUGAAGACCAGGGUCACGGGAUGCUUCAGGUGGACUUUGCUAACAGGUUUGUGGGAGGUGGAGUGACGGCCGCUGGCCUGGUUCAGGAGGAGAUCCGCUUCCUGAUCAACCCCGAGCUCAUCGUCUCUCGACUCUUCACAGAGUCCCUGCAGUCCAACGAGUGCCUCAUCAUCACUGGUACCGAACAGUACAGUAGGUACAGAGGCUAUGCCGAGACCUACAAAUGGGAUGAAGGUUGUGAUGACCAGACACCCAGAGACCGAUGGCAGAGAAGAUGCACAGAGAUUGUCGCCAUAGAUGCUCUGAAGUUCCGCAGCUUCCUGGAACAAUUCCAUCCAGAGAGAAUGACCCGAGAACUCAAUAAGGCCUACUGUGGAUUUGCACGUCCUGGUAUGCCAAGACAGCACCUGUCAGCGGUUGCCACAGGAAACUGGGGGUGCGGAGUGUUUGGAGGAGACGCUCGUCUUAAAGCUCUGCUACAGAUGCUGGCUGCAGCGGAGGCGGGCAGAGAUGUGGUCUACUUCACCUUCGGAGACGCAGCCCUUAUGACGGACGUCCACCGCAUGCACACACUACUCACGGACACAAACGUCAGCGUGGGCACUGUGUACUCUCUCCUGGAGGAGUACUUCAUCUGUGAGUGUCGUGACUGCCCCAACCGCCGCCCCACCGUCGGCCUCUACGCCUUCAUCGCCGAGCGGGUCAUGAACGACCCCGACAGUGACCUUUCACCCACACACACCCAUGAUGACCUUUGACCUCCCUGUGCCAAAGCCAGUCUCUCUGCCUUCAGCCUUAAGCGUUGUCGGAGCCCGCGGGUCACGUCAGAGCAUGACACACACGCAAUAUACAGCUAAAAAUAUAAUCCAAUAUCACAAAGACUUCACCCAUGACAAAGCCUUUAAAAUCCUUGUUUAGAUUGAAAAAUAUGAUCCUAUAUCACAAAGACCUCACUCGUGAGGAAGUCAUUCUUUGUAAUGCCCUUGUUUAGAUUGAAGUGCAUUUUGUUGUAUGUUCUGGUUUGUAUGGGAUUAUGUUUCUUUCUUUUUUUUUCAGGCACUUAAGCUAAUUUAUUAGAGGGUCAUUCAAGCAGUACUAAGUGGAUGGCUCUCUAUGGUGUUGGAUGAUUCUAGUGUAUUUUUUUGUGUGAGGGGUGGGGGGGCUGCUCUCUAUCAUGGACUCCAUUAGUAUGCAUUAUAAUGACAAAGAUGUUUAGCACUGUCCAUUGUAAGUGCCAUAGCCACUUUUCUUGGCUGCCAUUGUUUUCUGUUUGACUUUGUCUUUCUCUCCUCUCUUAACUCUUCUCUUCUCUCUUUCUCAUUCUCUUUUUCUUUUCCCUCAUUCUGUGGCUUUUCCUCACGGUCUGUCUUUCCCUCCCUCCCUCCCUCUUUCCCUCCCUCCCUCCCUCUUUCCCUCCUUCUCUCCCUCUCUCUAGCUCUGUCUUUAAUUAUUUUACUCUGUCCCCCUAUAUAACCAACUCUCUCAUUCCUCUCCUCUCUCUCUCUUUCUCUCUCUCUCUCUCUCUCUCUCUCUCUCUCUCUCUCUCUCUGUCUUUUCUCUUCUGCGUAAUUGAAUUGGCUGCCUGAAGCCCAGUAAAAGGGACGUAAUGAAUAGCAGAGAUAUAAAAAAAAAAACAUGGACGCCGUUAUAAAACCCCACAGACGUUUUGUUUGGCCAGCCCACAAGUCCUCACCCUCCUAUAAUAUAAUACAUUGUCCUGGCCCAUACCCCAUUUUGUACAUGCGUAUACGCUCAUAACGUCCAUUUGUUUUAGUUCGGGAUGAAUAGAUCCUCAGGUACCUUUAGAAGGCUGGUGUUAAUGAUUGGAAUGAUUCAACGGUUAGAAGUGUUUAGGGUAGUUGUGUGAAGAAAUAUCUUUCCUCUGGUCGAUGUGUCCUAAAAGAGAUUUUGUUCAACUCGGAGGCUGAAAGAUCUUUUUUGUCUUUUUGUUUAGUACUUAGACGCACACCAUUGAAGUGCUUUGGGUAUUUCUUUUCGAUUUCUUGUUUUAUUUCCUUUUUUGAAAAUAAAGAAUAAAAGGUAAUCUAUUUUUUAUGAUUGUAAUUAGGCAUUUUUGGGAGUGGUAGUUGUGGUUGUAAUUGCUCUCUGCUUUUUUAAAAGAAAUGAAGCUGAAGUGUUUGUUACUGUGAUUGUGAUUUUAAUAAUAAAAAUUAACUUAACAUACA